Molecule: messenger RNA, 2113 nt
Organism: Dioscorea cayenensis subsp. rotundata (Guinea yam)
Lineage: Eukaryota; Viridiplantae; Streptophyta; Magnoliopsida; Dioscoreales; Dioscoreaceae
Exons: 6
Coding region: 75-2102 (675 amino acids)
Source: RefSeq, a predicted model, not a curated record
CCUCCACCGAUUUGCUGUGAGGUGCUGAUCUUCGCCACACCACCGCACCACCGUCGCUGUGCUAUUUUUCUUUAAUGGAUAAGAGUUGGAUGUACAAGCCUAGACAAUCUAGGGAAUAUCAAGAAGGAGUUGAUCAAUUUCUCGAGUUUGCUUUUAAUAAUGAGUCAGUUGGUGGGAAGAUAAUGUGUCCUUGCAAGCAUUGUGUUAACUCAUUAUGGCAAACAAGGGAUGAAGCUAAAGUGCAUUUAAUUUGUGAUGGGUUUUUAAGAGGAUACACUCAAUGGGUUUGUCAUGGUGAAUUUUCUUCUAUUAAUGAUAUUGCAUCAUCUUCUUCAACCCAUAUUCUUGAAACUUCACAAGUACAAGAGGCUAUUCGUGCAAACUUUAGAGGUUUUGAUAAUAUGGAAGCUUUGUUGCAUGAUACAAUGGGUAUGAUUGGUCAAUUAGGUGGUCAAGAAUUAAAUUUUCAGAUGUUUAGAAACACUUCUGAUGCUCAAGAUGAUGGUGAUGAUAAUUGCCAGGAUUCAGAUGAAGACAUAGAAGAACUAGCAGAAGGAAUAUCUGUAGAACAAUUCGGAGAUGGAUGUGCUGAAGAAAAUAGUAAUUUUUUGAAGUUGUUGAGAGAUGUUGAAGAAGAGUUGUUUCCUGGAUGCAAGACAUUUUCAAAAUUGUCAUUCAUAAUACAUUUGUAUCAUAUAAAAUGCUUAGGUGGAUGGACUGAAAAAUCAUUUGCAAAGGUGCUUGAAUUGUUAGGUCGGGCAUUUGGUGAACAGUCAUCUUGGCCAAAAUCUUCUUAUGAGGUUGUUAAAGAUAUCAAAGUGCCUGAUGGUUAUGCUUCAAACAUUUCAAGAUGUGUAAACCUACAAGAGCGCAAGAUUGGUGGUCUUAAAAGCCAUGAUUGUCAUGUUUUGGUUCAAGACAUCCUUCCAUUAGCUUUACGAGCUUGCAAUCCACCCAAGGAAGUCAUUCAAGUUGUAAGUGAAUUGGCAACAAUUUUCAAAUCACUUUGUUCUAAAGUGGUGGAUGUGAAUGAGCUUGAAGAGCUUCAAAAUCAAAUUGUUAUGACAAUUUGUCAAAUGGAGAAGAUUUUUCUUCCAUCAUUUUUUACUAUUAUGGUACAUUUAAUCAUUCAUUUGGUGGAAGAAAUGAAACUUGGUGGACCAAUUAAUUUUAGAUGGAUGUAUCCUUUUGAAAGGUUCUUCAUGCGUUUCAAAUCUUAUGUUAAAAAUCGAACUCAUCCUGAAGGUUCCAUUGCUGAAGGAUAUAUAGCUGAAGAAUGUUUGACAUUUUGUUCACGAUAUCUUCAAGGGGUUGAAACAAAAUUCAACCGACCAAUGAGAAAUCCAAACCCGCCUACAAAUGACCAAGUAAAAUACUUAUUCUCUAGUGUUGGUCAACAUAUAGGGAAGAUUGAAGAAAUUGUUUUAGAUGAAAUUUCCUUGGUUCAAGCGCAUCGUUAUGUCCUUCGUCAUUGUGAUGACAUUGAGAAUUUUCGUAGAGAGUUCAUUGAAUUGGAAAAAAGAAAGCGACGUCGACAUUCUCGUCUUUCUGAAGUUGAAUUAGAGAAGUUAGUGAAUGAAAAUUUUCAUUUGUGGUUUCGAAGCAAGGUUUUGGAAAAAGAUUAUCCGGAUAUUCCAGAAGAAGUUGUGGCUCUUGGUGUGGGACCUAACAAAGUAGCAAAGAGAUACUCUGGGUUCAUUAUUAAUGGAUUCAGAUUUCAUACCAAAUCUCGUGAUGAAAAUAGAAUGACUCAAAAUAGUGGUGUGGUUAACACUUCAGAAGUUGGAAGUGUAAAUUACUAUGGUAGAUUAAGAGACAUUAUUGAGUUAGAUUACUAUGGUAAUUUUAAGGUUGUGUUGUUCAAGUGUGAUUGGGUUGAUGUACACCAUAAUACGGGUAUUAGGCAAGAUGAAUUUGGGUUCACUCUUGUAAAUUUUUCUCGCCUAAUACAUACCGGUGAAAAAUUAGAGCAUGAUCCCUAUGUGUUCUCAUCUCAAGUUGAACAAGUGUUCUAUGUGCAAGAUUUGAAGAAUGAGAAUUGGUCUAUAGUUAUCAAGACUAGGCCUAGGGAUUUGUUUGAUAUGGGUGAUAUAGACCAUUGAAAAAGAUGUUA